Molecule: messenger RNA, 1213 nt
Organism: Patella vulgata (common limpet)
Lineage: Eukaryota; Metazoa; Mollusca; Gastropoda; Patellidae
Exons: 12
Coding region: 70-1152 (360 amino acids)
Molecular function (GO): oxidoreductase activity
Source: RefSeq, a predicted model, not a curated record
UAGGACACUAUAUCAGUAUCAGUUUACUGACCCGCUGACUGAUAAUAGUAUUCGCUGACUGUAUACAGAAUGGCAGAAAUCAAAGAGAGUGUUGUGCCAAACAAAGAAUUCCAUAAUUUCGUCGUAAGAUGUAUGGAAGCCGUGCAUACGAAGCAUGAACAUGCAGUGAGUUUGGCUGAUUUAUUGGUUUCGGCUGAUUAUAGGGGCCAUUACAGUCAUGGCUUAAACAGAUUGGAUAUGUACGUUAAAGAUAUAAAAGUUGGCAUGACCCGCCAUGAUAUGGAACCUACCAUCACCAAGGAAACCGUCUCUACAGCGUUAGUAAAUGGCAACAAUCUGUUAGGACCGGUUGUUGGCAAGUUUUGUAUCGAUUUAGCUAUACAAAAAGCUAAGGAAACGGGAAUUGCUUGGGUUGUAGCUAAUGAUUCUAAUCAUUUUGGUAUAGCUGGUUGGUAUAGUAUUAGAGCUAUGGAGCAGGGUAUGCUAGGAAUGGCCUUUACAAACACUUCACCGCUAAUGGUGCCCACAAGAGCAAGAAAGCCUACAUUAGGAACGAAUCCUUUAACCUUGGCAGCACCUGCUAACAAUGGUGAUAGUAUGGUUUUAGAUAUGGCGACAACUUCUGUUGCCCUUGGAAAGAUAGAACUUAGUGAUAGGAAAGGCCAGGAUAUACCUGUAGGUUGGGGGUGUGAUGAAACCGGGAAGCCUUGUACAAAUCCUGGAAGAGUUGUCGAAAGUGGAGGAUUAAUGCCGUUAGGUGGUGAUGAAAAUACUGCUGGUUAUAAAGGGUAUGGACUUGGAAUGAUGGUAGAAGUAUUUUGUGGUAUUUUAGCUGGUUCAAAUUUUGGUCCUAACGUCAGAUCUUGGAAAACCCACGACAAAAAAGCUAAUCUUGGCCAGUGUUUUGUGGCUAUAGAUCCAACUGCUUUUGCUCCCGGUUUCGCUGAUAGAAUGAGCGAACUUUUAGAUCAUUGUAGAAACUUAGAACCGGCUGCUGGACAAUCGGAAGUGCUUGUACCUGGUGACCCUGAAAGAAACCAUAUGAAAGAGUGUGAUAAGCUCGGGGGAAUUCCCUACCAUCCUAACCAAAUAAAAUAUGCUAAUGAACUAGCAGAGCAGUUGAAGAUUGAACCAAUGAAAGUUCUCACGUGAUGUCUUUGAACAUAGAAUUUGUUUACAUGUUGUAGUUAUAAAUAAACAAAUUUAAAAUAAA